This is a messenger RNA of Triplophysa rosa, 2796 nucleotides long. It is a transcript of the gene cimip2b, whose product is annotated as ciliary microtubule inner protein 2B. The record is from RefSeq and is a predicted model, not a curated record. NCBI's taxonomy places the organism in Eukaryota, Metazoa, Chordata, Actinopteri, Cypriniformes, Nemacheilidae. The transcript is spliced from 7 exons. The coding region runs from base 1895 to 2788 and encodes 297 amino acids.
AGACAUCAGACAGAGAGAUCAUGACCUGUAUUCAUUAGGAAUCCUAUUGUUGGCAUCAGUAUAUACCAUGUAAUAUAAUUUGUUAGGAUAUGAAAGGCAAAAGUUAAUUUAAGAACAUCCCUCUUGCUAUAUGAAAUAUAACACUUGAUCUGUGUUGUAGAUAUAGAUUUUCUUAUCUUAAUGCUAAAUACAGUUUGAGUUGCUUGGUGGACAACUGCCACAAGACGUUCAAUGAAAUAAAAAAUAUACUGUAUAAUUUACUACUAGCAUCACCAAAGACAAAAAAAUAAUAUUGUCUUAAAACAGUUGUCCUGAUGAAUCCCCCAUUUGCCAUUAGUUACAUUAGUCACAUUAGUUUUAAAUUUAGUUGUCAUUGUAUAUUAAGCUGGAAUGGGAAAAAAUAUUCAAACACAAAAAGGACAUACUUUAGCUUUAAAGGAAUUGAAAAUGAAAAACACUGUUGGCACAUGGCACAUUUCUCGUCACUAUAGAUGUCACAGUGAUAUUCAGUGUUAUUAAUUUUAAAUUUGCUGUGCUGAUCUGUAUGUUUGAAUGGACAUGUAAAAAAUCUAUCGCUAAAUUUAUUUAUUUACCAACUGGAGUCAAUUGGAUGGAGCUUCGCCAGGUGUAUACUGUAAGAAGAUACUACGACUGCAUUUUAGUAUAAAAAUUAUUUGUGUUAAACUGAAGCAAGGAAGUUAUAUACAUCUGGGAAGGCAUGAGGGUGAGUAAAUGAUAUUUUAUAUUUCUUUUAAGAGUAUUCAUCUUCAAGGGUGUCAACUGUAUUUAAGAAAUUUUUAUUUCUUAGAAAGCAAGGUUCUUUUCUUUUGAUCUGUUCCCAGAUAGCACAGCUUCUAUGUAUGCUAAAGAUUUGGAGAUUUGGAAAACAUCAGCUGAGUAAAAAUCAUAGGAAGAGCAGUUUUACAUACAUUCUAAACCAUAAACAUCUUACAGACAUCUUCUAGAUGUCUAUGACGUGAUCGGACAGAAGACAUCUCUUCUCUUCUUCCUAAAAGAAUUCGCAACUCCUUUAGGAGGUGGCUGUAACAAGGAAGGCGGGACGAGAGCCGUGAGGGAACCGGCGAAUGUUAAACCAAACUAUAAUAAAAUAAACAAACAACAAAACAAAAGUAAAGGGCCGACAGCACCCUCACGGUCGACUGCCGGCCACACAAACAUAAUAAAGCAUAACAUAAAAUCCAGGCCUGGUUCUCUCUCGUCCUUCACUGCUGUCGCUCCUGCUUUUAUGCUUCCGGAGCUCCUCCGUGAGAGAUGCAAGACUGGUGCAACGCGUCGUUCCCUCAUGGCCCUCGUCCCGCUCUGCUCGUCACGGUAGCUAAUUCGUAUGAAUUUGUACGAUCUCAUUUGUACGCUUUAGUAUGAUUUGUUUUCGUGCCAGUGACGGUGUAGGUGUGGGGUUAGGGAGAGGCUUAUAAUUCACUCACUGAUCACAAUAACCCCUGCACAAUUUGAUGUCAUUUAUCCCCAAAUUCUUAAAAAUAUAUAUACAACGUUCAUUAUGAUAUUUCCUGAUUAAAAUGAAAUGAUGUUUUCCCUCGCAGUUCCCGCAAAAGUGAUAAUGUUCAAACAUGUCCGGCACAGAUCGCAAUCAUCAGAAGCAUUCUCGACACCCACACAUUCCGUUCCACCUGUACUAUACGAUGGCACCAUUCCAGUCAUUCCUUCCUCACCUGAACCAACCGGUUCACAUGCGCUAGAUCAAUGUCUCCUGCCACAGAUCCCAGACAAGGGUCCACAGUAAAGAGUGUGCUGAAAAGAUGUCUAGAUGGUGCAUGUGCGUCAGUUUGUUUGCGUGCGUUACGCAACCGCUACACAACACUUUCCUGCGUAAUAAAAACUUUUGCCGGUGAAAGAAAGAAUCUGACAGCAGGUCAUGGAGCAGUUUCCACCGAAAUUUAGUCAAGUUCUGGUGACACCUGACCCGCAAUACAUCCCAGGGUAUGCAGGCUACUGUCCUCAGCUGAAGUAUCAUGUAGGCCAGUCGUACGGUCAGUUAACAGCGAAGCUCCUGUCCUCUCCUGAGGUCUCUCACUCACAGAGGCUUGUGCUCCACACGGGACGCUUCCCAUCCACAGAAAACGAAACGGGACCCCGUGAUGAGAUCUGGAGGGGACGGCAUGGAGUGAACAGGAAACUGGAGAAAAUGAUACCAGGAUACACAGGUUUUGUACCAACGCGUCAAAACUACUUCAGCAAAACAUAUGCGGAAACCUGUCGAGAGGCUCUGUCACAAUUCAACCAGAAACAAGAGAGGAGGAUUCGUACAGCCUCUGCUGACCUGCCUUAUUCUGUCAACAACAGUGUCCCAGGAUUCAAACCAAGAAUGUUGAACACUCCUCUGACAGCAGUAUCUAAAGACGCUGCCCCCUACCAGUCCCCGGACCCCUGGAAGCCACAAGGCUCUCCGUACCUCAUGGAGGAAAGCAGCCCACAUAAGUAUUUCAUCUCAGGUUUUACUGGCUAUGUUCCCAAAGCCCGAUUCCUUAUUGGAACUGGAUAUCCCAUCAUCACCAACAAGGCACUGAUCCAGUUUGGCAAGGAAAUGAAGGCAGAUCAAAGCUCAUUCCGACUGCUAGAGGAGGAGACUACUGGCUUGCCUCUGAUCACCACAAUAUACCCCUCCAAAACAGGUCUUCUACCUUCCUACACAGGGCACAUUCCAGGAUACAGAUAUAAAUAUGGCCAAACAUUUGGGCAGCUUACCCAAAAUGCUCUGGGUCUUGUUGGUACACAGAGGAUGAAAAGUGGGGAAAACAGACUGAGCUGAAGAACCAG